Messenger RNA from Necator americanus (New World hookworm), 1392 nucleotides. RefSeq lists its product as uncharacterized. The coding region runs from base 1 to 1392 and encodes 463 amino acids. Lineage: Eukaryota; Metazoa; Nematoda; Chromadorea; Rhabditida; Ancylostomatidae. The record is from RefSeq and is a predicted model, not a curated record. The transcript has 12 exons.
AUGCGAUUCCCGGCUAAUUUACACUUGGAUCAUCCAUCGCUCGAACAAAUAAGCAUCAAACGAGUGAAAAGUGUCGAAAAGAAUUGCAUUUUUCCUAGUAUUGGCUUGAUUUUCAUACGAGGACAACUGUUUGAACAGGACAACAACAAUAUCGAUCCAGAAUGCGAUGAAAAUUCAGGAUUGUUCGAAUGCGUGCAGAUGGUACGACAACAGUCUGGGACCGCCAAAUCCAGACAAACCCGGAUCGACUCCUCCUGCAAGCAGACGAUUAGUAGUGAUGGUUACCUAAUUUUUGCGUACAAAACUAUGGAAGACAUGUGCACGAGAAAUUUUGCUGCAAGCUGGAAAACGUGGAGUGGUGCGAGGCUACUUUGCCAACUUCUUCCUGACAAAUACAAUGUUAAACGCCUCUCAUUCUUUCGCAAAGUUAGCGGACGUACACAAUUUUUUUAUAUCCUAAUUGCACAAAUUGCAGAUCUUAUGAAAGAUUGUGCUCCAGCUCUUAAUGUACUCAACUGUAUAAAACCGAGGAUUUGUGCUUUUGUGGGUGCUUAUCGAAUAGUAACAUUUAAGGUUGAUGCGAGUCUUUGUAAUGCCCUCAACGUCUCCGAAGACCAACAUAUUUACGCUUAUACCACAUCGUUCAAAGUCACUUACAGUAAUCACACAGCAUUUGCAAGCUAUCCAGGAUAUACGGAAUUUCGGAGCGAUGAUGAAAAACCUAUCAAAAAAGACAGCCACAAGGAGGAAACUAAUCGAAAAUCCGAAGAAACACAAACUGAUCCAAUCGAUAGACCUGCGAUGCGAAGGACAUUGCCAAGGACCAUAUCCAUUUACGAUUUUCCGUCGAUGAAAAAUUCCAUGGAGAAUCCGCGUAAAGAAUCAGUAAACAGGCUUGUCUCUGAAAUCACCGUCACUCAUCAUCAGGAUAUCGUUGACGAAAGAAAGGAUAAUUGUUCUCGUGAACUUAUUCACGACAAAAAACUUUCUCCAAUACCAGUUGCCCUCGUACAUCCACUUCCUAGUUCACCGACAGGAGUAUGGGUGAGAAAACAGCCGAGAAGGAAAUAUGGAUGUGUGAUGUUUCACGAUAUUCACCCGUCAUCUUCUAAACAGGAAGAACGAAAAGAAGAACUUCCUCUGGAUGUUGACAGUAAAGUCGCAAUAGAACGGAUCAUCGAGGAGUUGUUGAAAGAAACUCUAUCUUCAUCUGACGAUGACGUUUCAAAGGAUAUACGGAAGCCACGUCGUGCUCACUCCGAGGUCCGUACGAUGAUCGAACGAAGGAAAUGGGAAAACGAUGAUGAUGGUCUCUUGAGAAGACUGAAACUACUUUACUUCAACUCACCAGAUUAUACCCGUGAAGAGUUACGUGCGAGUGACUCCGACUGA